This is a messenger RNA of Ilyonectria robusta, 942 nucleotides long. Its product is annotated as ribosomal RNA-processing protein 7-domain-containing protein. The coding region runs from base 1 to 942 and encodes 313 amino acids. The transcript has a single exon. The record is from RefSeq and is a predicted model, not a curated record. Gene Ontology annotation, cellular component: CURI complex; UTP-C complex. Gene Ontology annotation, biological process: ribosomal small subunit assembly; rRNA processing. NCBI's taxonomy places the organism in Eukaryota, Fungi, Ascomycota, Sordariomycetes, Hypocreales, Nectriaceae.
AUGGCGCCUAUCGAAGAGGCCAGCGACCAAUUCGCGGUCCUCCCUAUCAAAAUCCCUGGGACGUCGUCAUACCCAGAGACGGCCAUCCACGAAGUUCGCGUGCGACGCAAUGCGCCCAAGAUCCCGACUGCAAACGACUCCCGAAGCUUGUUCUUGAAGAAUAUCCCAGCAGACAGCACUGAGCCUCACUUCCGGGGCGUGUUUACCGAGCUUGUCGGGGCUGGACGGUUCGAAUCCAUUACCUUCGAGGACGAGACAAAGACAUCCCUGGCGAUUGAUCCUGCGCAAGCCACGAAACUCACGGCACUCGCGCGCAAGAGAAAGCGCGGAGAAGUGGAGGCGGAGGAGCAAAAACGCGAGGAAGAGGCCGUGCAGCUGCCGCAGAUCUGGUCGCGGCGCCUGCAGAGGAGCAGCAGCACAGCCGUCGUUCUCCUGGCCGACGAGAAGAGCGUGCAGCAGGUCCUCAAAGCCAUUACCAAGGUUCACAAGUCGAAGAAAUAUCCCUCAUGGGGCAGUAACCUAGCUGACGAGGUGCCCGCUCUUGGAUCCGCAUGGAUUGCAUCACACCUGCAGCUCUCACGCGUCGACAAGCAAGCCACCCAGAAGGCUGUCCAUGCCUUCUUCAAUGCCUUCAACCGCAAGGAGAAGGAAGCCGCCGAACUUUCUAAGCGACUGCGCAACGAGCCUGAUGACGAUGGCUUCGUGACCGUCGUCCGCGGAGGAAGAGUGGCGCCAGCCAGCCGCAACGAGGCCGAGGAGGCGAAGCGCAAGAUGACCGAGAGGGACACGAAGAAGAAAUCCGAGACGCAGGACUUCUACAGGUUCCAGCUCAGAGAGAAGCGAAAGGCAGAGCAGGCUGCACUACUGAGGAGAUUCGAGGAGGACAGGCGGAAGGUCAACGCCAUGCGCGAGAAGCGGGGAAAGUUUAGACCGGAGACAUGA